Molecule: messenger RNA, 1213 nt
Organism: Mangifera indica (mango)
Lineage: Eukaryota; Viridiplantae; Streptophyta; Magnoliopsida; Sapindales; Anacardiaceae
Product: ethylene-responsive transcription factor 3-like
Exons: 1
Coding region: 273-926 (217 amino acids)
Biological process (GO): regulation of DNA-templated transcription
Molecular function (GO): DNA binding; DNA-binding transcription factor activity
Source: RefSeq, a predicted model, not a curated record
AUAGGCAAAUCCGUAAUUUCACAACCACACAUCACGCCCUCUCCGUCUCCAUAAAAAAGCCAAAAUCUUCCACGGCUUUGAACCCGGAAUCGGUUCAUUUCCGGAGAGAAAAAGAAGAAGAAGAAGCGAAAAUCAAAGCCCUAAAAAUACGCGAUGAACGCACAAACAAAGCUUCAACAUUAACCGAAUCCUCUUUCAGAGGCGGUGUUUCUAGCCAAAUAAACCCAUUUUUUUAAUUCCUUCACUUUUCUGUAUUUUCUUUUCUUUUCCUGAUGCGGCGAGGGAGGGCUACAAAGCCGCUAAACCCAGCGCCGACGAAGGCCGCUGAAAAUCCUUCCGAAAUCCGAUUCAGAGGCGUCCGGAAACGUCCAUGGGGCCGAUUCGCUGCCGAGAUCCGAGAUCCCUGGAAAAAGACGCGAGUUUGGCUUGGGACUUUCGACUCCGCUGAAGACGCGGCACGUGCUUAUGACGCUGCCGCAAGGUCGCUCCGUGGGCCCAAGGCGAAAACGAAUUUUCCGUUGACGAUUUCUCCGUCUAAUAAUGUUAAUAAUGUUCCUGUACUUUUACAACAUCGGGAACGGGAGUCUCGAACCGGGUUUUGUAAUUUUGAUCCGGCUCUUCAGGUCAAUAGACCGACGAGCAGCAGCAUGAGUAGUACGGUGGAGUCGUUUAGUGGGCCCAGGGUGUCGAAACCUGUGCCGGUUGUCCCACGAGUGCAGCGGAAAAUCGUACAACCGGUUGCACCGGAUGAUUGUCAUAGCGAUUGUGAUUCAUCGUCCUCGGUUGUUGAUGACGGUGAUGAUUGUGUUCUCAGUUCUUCGCCCAGGAAAAUCCUGCCAUUCGAUCUGAAUUUACCACCACCGAUGACGAUGGACGUCGUUGAUGUUGACGGUGAUGAUCUUCGAGCCACUGCUUUGCGCCUCUGAUGUUAUUUUUUCUUCUCAUAAUUUAAUGUUUUUCUUUUCAAAGUUUUAUUUUAUGGGGAAUAUCAUGAUGAUUAUUAUGAGAAAAAGAAAAAGAAAAUUCCGGUACUUGGUGGUAGGUUGAAGAGAAAAUUUAUGAAAGAUGUCUACUCUUUUAAAUUUUAUGUAGAUUAGUUGUUCAUUAUGCGAUCUGGGAUUUCUUCAACUUGAUGAUGGGCUGUUGAGUAUUAACGUGUUGUCUGUAUCGUUGAAGUUAAUUCGUCUUACAAAAGAAGUGGAUUUGAUCCUUA